AUGACGACGACGCCGCUCGCCGUGCCGCCGCAGCAGACGGCCGACCGCUCCAACGUCUACAUCCGCGCAGCCUUCAACUACAUCGACGCUAUCAACGAGGCCGUCUCGCUGCCGCAGCACAAUCCCACGCGCCUCAGAGACUGCAUGAGCGCCCACUCGGUCGUCGAAAUGGCCCCGGCAAGCAUGAUCCCGGACGGAAAGGAGACUGCCCUCGCGACGGCAGAAGACCAGAUCGGCUUCCUCGCCCAGAUGCGCUCGCUCGUCAAGGAGUCCAAUGUCCAGAUCAACGACUACAUCCUCGCGCCAGGCCCGCGCGUCGUGCUCCAGGCAAAGGGCAACGGCACCUCCCACAGCGGACAGGCCUACACAAACGACUACGUCUUCUUCCUCUCGUUUGUCGACGUCGACUCGGCAGCGCGGCACGACCUCACCGACUUCGAGCGCCAGGGCGGCGUCGAGGACCGCGCCGGCCUGCCCAAGGUCACCUUCACCCGCGAGUACGUCGAUUCCGCCUUCCUCAAGGGAUACAUUGAUCAGGAGACCAGGAACCUGCAGGGCAAGUAG
Messenger RNA from Pseudozyma flocculosa PF-1, 564 nucleotides. RefSeq lists its product as uncharacterized. Lineage: Eukaryota; Fungi; Basidiomycota; Ustilaginomycetes; Ustilaginales; Ustilaginaceae. Bases 1 to 564 code for a protein of 187 amino acids. The transcript is spliced from 3 exons. The record is from RefSeq and is a predicted model, not a curated record.